AAAAAGUCCCUAGAGUCUAUAAACUCUAGGCUUCAGCUGGUUAUGAAAAGUGGUAAAUAUGUGUUAGGAUACAAACAGACUCUGAAAAUGAUUCGGCAGGGCAAAGCCAAGUUGGUCAUCCUGGCCAACAACUGUCCUGCUUUGAGAAAAUCAGAGAUUGAGUACUACGCUAUGCUUGCCAAGACUGGUGUCCAUCAUUAUAGUGGCAACAACAUUGAAUUGGGCACGGCGUGCGGAAAGUACUACAGAGUGUGCACACUGGCUAUCAUCGACCCAGGUGAUUCUGACAUCAUUAGAAGCAUGCCAGAACAAACCAGUGAGAAGUAAAUGCUGUAAAGAUGUUAUUUCUACAAUAAAUCUGGUUACAGAUCUGUUUUAAGAAAAAUUUGUAUUACACCUUUGCUGGUUUUAGGGAACAAACUAUAUAAAUGAAGAUUAAUUAUCA
Mesitornis unicolor (brown roatelo) is the source of this 445-nucleotide messenger RNA. RefSeq names its product ribosomal protein L30 (gene RPL30). The annotation marks the transcript as partial. Gene Ontology annotation, cellular component: cytosolic large ribosomal subunit. The record is from RefSeq and is a predicted model, not a curated record. NCBI's taxonomy places the organism in Eukaryota, Metazoa, Chordata, Aves, Mesitornithiformes, Mesitornithidae. Gene Ontology annotation, molecular function: RNA binding; structural constituent of ribosome. The transcript has 3 exons.